Molecule: messenger RNA, 804 nt
Organism: Aaosphaeria arxii CBS 175.79
Lineage: Eukaryota; Fungi; Ascomycota; Dothideomycetes; Pleosporales
Exons: 2
Coding region: 1-804 (267 amino acids)
Source: RefSeq, a predicted model, not a curated record
AUGGUCAAAUGCGCGUUUGAACAUGAAUAUUAUAAGGACGACAAAUACUUCCGUUUUCGCGAAGAGAGCUUCCAUGGCGGAAAGAAAACAUUCGACCCGUGCGAAGAGGUCCAAAGGCUCGGCGACACAUGUCAACAAUGCAAAGACAAUUUGAUAAAUGCAGCAAAUUUCUCCCAUGGCCUCCAUAGCGAAGUAUACAAGUAUUUCAACGAGGACUUUCAGGUCAGAGCGGACACACAGUGCAUAUUUCGCAAUGACAACUUCGAAAGGCGCCCAGGCGAACCGGUCGAAAGGACACAGCCAUGCCAAAAUACAGCGAAGUUCAGGGAUGAAGGCGGCAUCUGCAAAAAUUGCCGGGAUCACACCCAUCCGGAUGUUUUAGAGAAGAUCGUAACCGAACAAUUGAAAGCCGACCGCGAGAGAAAUGGGCACAAACCAAUCAGCAAAAACACGUUUGAUUAUGUCAAGAAAUUCGAAGAAUAUUUGAGCAAAGAUCUCCUCAAGAAGGCACAACACGUUUUUCAGUUGAGGAAGGAAAACUUUUGUAAAGAUGUACCAGAUGCCAAAUCUCUCUGCCCGACCCAAGAUAAAACUUAUUUUCAACAGAGCUGGAGGCACUCUCUCUCGCAGGCCAGGUUUAGGAAUUGGGAUAACUCUAACGACCCUGCACCCUUGAAGACAGUACAUGCCGACAACAACACAAUGGGCGUCGCCUCCGAACUAGGUGGCACCUGGGCAGCUGCUAUGUCCUGCUGGAAUUCUCACAUGAGCAUCCAGUCAUCACUGAUACAUAAUCUGGGUUAG